CCCCGCCAGGUGGGACGAUGAUGUACAUGCAACCACUGGAUCCUCAUCAAGGCACCCGACGUCGGGUAUAUUCAGCCGUCGCGUAUAUGGAAUAGCAACACGAUCAGCUCCCGUCUCCAGCCGUGUCUGAGCUCUCGCACUCUCGUAAACGCCCGAGUGAACUCGUGGAGUGGUGAUAACCCCUUUAAAAGGCUCAUCGUCGUCGUCGUCGUCGUCGUCGUCUAAGGCCCGCGCUCCCCGCAAGACCGACACCGAGCCCCGAGCCGGCAUAUUGAACCAUUGAGAAGAGCAAGAAGAAAUUGUCGCCAUGGCUGACAUCACAAUCACGGGCUUCCGCUCGCGCGACGUGCGCUUCCCGACCUCGCUCGACAAGACGGGCUCUGAUGCCAUGAAUGCCGCUGGCGAUUACUCGGCCGCGUACUGCAUACUCGAGACCGACUCACCCCACUCCGGCCAUGGCAUGACCUUCACCAUCGGGCGCGGCAACGACAUCGUCUGCGCCGCCAUCGACCACGUCGCCGACCGGCUUCGCGGCCGCACCCUCUCCUCUCUCGUCGCUGACUGGGGUCAGACGUGGCGUUACCUCGUCUCCGACAGCCAGCUGCGGUGGAUCGGCCCUGAAAAGGGUGUCAUCCACCUCGCCCUCGGUGCCGUCGUCAACGCCCUCUGGGACCUCUGGGCCAAGUCCCUGGGCAAGCCCGUCUGGCGCAUCGUCGCCGACAUGACCCCCGAGGAGUUCGUUCGCUGCAUCGACUUCCGCUACAUCACCGACGCCAUCACCCCCGACGAGGCCCUCGACAUGCUGCGCGCCCAGGAGCCCGGAAAGGCCGGGCGCGUCGACGAUGCCCUCGCCAACCGCGCCGUCCCCGCCUACACCACCAGCGCCGGCUGGCUGGGCUACGGCGAGGACAAGAUGCGCACCCUGCUGCACGAGACGCUCGGACAGGGCUACCGCCACUUCAAGCUCAAGGUCGGCGGCAGCCUCGACGACGACCGCCGUCGCCUGUCCAUUGCCCGCGAGGUCCUCGGCUACGACAAGGGCAACGUCCUCAUGGUCGACGCCAACCAGAUCUGGUCCGUUCCCGAGGCCAUUGAACACAUGACCCAGCUGGCCGACUUCAAGCCGUGGUUCAUCGAGGAGCCCACCAGCCCCGACGACAUCAUUGGCCACCGGUCUGUCCGCGAGGCCCUCAAGCCCUACGGUAUCGGCGUCGCCACGGGCGAAAUGUGCCAAAACCGCGUUAUCUUCAAGCAGCUACUCAUGACCGGCGCCAUCGACGUCUGUCAGAUCGACGCCUGCCGUCUCGGAGGCGUCAACGAGGUGCUCGCCGUGUUGCUCAUGGCCAAGAAGUUUGGCGUCCCUAUCGUCCCUCACUCGGGCGGCGUCGGCCUGCCAGAGUACACGCAGCAUCUGAGCACCAUCGACUACGUCGUCGUGAGCGGCAAGGUGUCCGUGCUCGAGUAUGUCGACCACCUCCACGAGCACUUUCUCCACCCAUCUGUUAUCAAGGACGGCUACUACCAGACGCCGACAGAACCGGGCUACAGUGUCGAGAUGAAGGCCGACAGCAUGGACCGGUAUACAUACCCGGGCGAGAAAGGUAUAAGCUGGUGGACGAGCGACGAGGCAAGGCCCAUCUUGGAGGGGGACAAGAUUUAAUGUAUGUCGACAACUAGUAGCAAGCAGCGGGUGUGUUCGAUAGAGGGUCAGGUUUUGCUGGUAUCUGUGGUCAUCCACGACGGGCU
Messenger RNA from Purpureocillium takamizusanense, 1746 nucleotides. It is a transcript of the gene LGD1, whose product is annotated as L-galactonate dehydratase. The record is from RefSeq and is a predicted model, not a curated record. Gene Ontology annotation, biological process: amino acid catabolic process; carbohydrate catabolic process. Gene Ontology annotation, molecular function: magnesium ion binding; L-fuconate dehydratase activity. Bases 308 to 1660 code for a protein of 450 amino acids. Lineage: Eukaryota; Fungi; Ascomycota; Sordariomycetes; Hypocreales; Ophiocordycipitaceae. The transcript has 2 exons.